Messenger RNA from Oncorhynchus nerka (sockeye salmon), 5766 nucleotides. RefSeq names its product ADP-ribosylation factor-like protein 9. The record is from RefSeq and is a predicted model, not a curated record. NCBI's taxonomy places the organism in Eukaryota, Metazoa, Chordata, Actinopteri, Salmoniformes, Salmonidae. The transcript is spliced from 4 exons. The coding region runs from base 216 to 878 and encodes 220 amino acids. Gene Ontology annotation, molecular function: GTP binding; GTPase activity.
CACAUCACACAAGUAGCAGUUGCCCAGCCCAUACACUGCCGUCGCGAAUCCAACGGAUUGAAGGGUACAAGGCGCUGGCGGGGCUCUUUUCAACACAAACAAGGAAGAGAUAUCACGUGCACUGGUUACAGUGGAAAUCAUUCGGUCAGUUCAUCGUUGGCUCUUGGUUGCUGUGUCCAGGAAGACGACAUUAUACGGCGUUCAAGCAGUGCCACAUGGUUCUGCUUCGGCACAUAUCCAUCGCCCUAACCGCCGCGGUGGCUGCCUUCGGGUCCGCGCUGUUUAUCGCCUUGAAUUAUUUCUACAGAAGGCGAAUAUGGUCUCCCGAAGCGGAAUAUUACAUGAUAAAAGAGGAGCACGAGGAGCGUGGAAAGCGCCAGGUGCUUGUCCUUGGCCUAGACGGUGCUGGGAAGAGCAGUAUCCUGCAGGGGCUGACAGCUGGAGACGGGGGCAAGAGAGGGCACUGCCGCCCCACCAGGGGCUUCAACUUUAUGAGCCUCAGUGCCCCUGCCUGUCAGCUGGAUUUCCUUGAGAUUGGAGGGGGUGAGGAUUUGCGUACGUACUGGACCGAGUACCUGAGGAAGACGCAUGUCCUGGUGUACGUGGUUGACUCCUCUGACAGAAAACGUCUCCCACAGGCCAAGGCUGAGCUGCAUCGCCUUCUCAGACUGGAUUCACAACUUCCUGUGGUGGUCCUGGGAAACAAACAGGACAAGCACAACGCCAUGAGUGUGUCGGAGCUCCAUGAGGCACUGUCUCUGGGGACGGUGGCUGACGAUAGGAGGCUGUUCCUCCUGGCUGCCCAGCUGGGCUCAGACGGCCUGAUUGUCUCCCGCAAUCUGCAGGCCUUCCAAGACCUGAUCCUACAGCUCGUUUGAUUCCCUAGGACAGGAUGAGUUGAACUGGGGGUUGACCAUGCAGGUGGGAUGGGUGAGAGGCCCAUGGAUGAGCCCGUGUGUAAGUACAAGUAGCAAUGACUGCGUGUGAAUACUUUUGAACUAGAGAAUAUCCUUCAGGGCCCUCUGGGAGUCAGGGACUUCAUUAAAUCACUUAAAUAGUAACAAUAUACACAAAGUAUACCAAACAUUAGGAACACCAUCAACAUGGCAAACUUGAGCGUGAAAAACCCAAUGUUGCAGUUCUUGACACUCAAACCGGUGUGUCUGGUACCUACUACUAUACUCCAUUCAAAAGGCACUUAAAUAUUUUGUCUUGCCCAUUCGUCCUCUGAAUGGCACACAUACACAAUCUGUCUUAAGGCUUAAAAAUCAUUCAACCCGUCUCCUCCCCUUCAUCUACACUGAAGUGGAUUUAACAGGUGAUAGUCUGUCAUGGAAAAAGGUUUUCUUAAUGGUUUGUAUACUUAGUGUAGAUCAUGCAUCUAGCUACAAAUCAUGAAGCUUGUUACAUUUAUUAUAGCAUAAGUGUCAAUACAAUACAGCUUCAAUGCUCCUUAUUGUGACAAUGUCAUGUCAGCUAGUGUCAAUUCAGUCAAUAAUGAAAUGGCAUGUUAUCCUCUUUAAAGGAGACAUUUGAUUGAGUGUUACAUUUCAUUGUCCGUAAGAUGCAGUCAAGUCCAUGUUAAUAGGUGUAAACUGAGUGCAGUUUUUAAGAUGACUUGUUCUUUGAGAAAUUCAUGCUCUACGUUGGAUUUUUUUUUAAAUGUGCAUGUUUUCACUUAUAGUUGGCAGUUUUGUAGCCCGCUUUUAUUCAAAACAUACCUUUUAAUCUUAUCUUCAACCUUCUUAUCAAUGACCAGUAAUUCCAUGUUUCUACUGCAGUGGCACCACCUGAGGUUUUGUUUGACUGUUAAACUGAAAUGUGGUCGUUAAAAAUAACGUUACCCACGAUUUAAAGAAAUCAGGCCCUUUAAGGACCCAGUUGGGGGAAGGACAAUUUUCCUUGCCAUCUCUGACCCAUCAAAUCAAUACAUAAACUACUAAAGAGGAAACAAAUCUUUAGGUAGGCUUAUAUAACCUUGUAUUGUGGUUAAACAGGAAGCCGUUUUGCUGAGCAGUCCUUAUCUGACAUGUAGAAUUGACUUUGCGGACUUCUUUUUUUUUCAACUCUGUGCCAAUGUAGGUUAGUUUGAACACAACCUGCUCAGUUUAGCAGAUACAGUAACGUAAUAGUGGCAAUAGUAUGUACUCCGUGAGGUAUUCCAGAUGCUUUAAUAGUCAUCAAUUAAGCACUUGGUUGCUCCCCGAAAUGAGAUUGUAAAUAAUUGACGAGAACAGAUAGGACUAGCAUACUGAAAUAGGUCAGCUAAUGUGUUUGUAUUUUCACUACAAGCUAACUCCAGACAUCUGAAUGCAGUUUCCUGACCGCCUUGAUAAAACACUAUUUUAAAAAGGUUCUUAACUGCAAUGCUCAGGGUUAUUGGUCAGCCUAAUGGAAUAUCAUGUCCAACAUCUCACCAAAUUUAUCCAAUGUACCAAGUGCUAGAUUUAUUGGAGACAUUUCUCAUUUGUUGAAAACAUUGUGUUUUCCGAGACAGUAAAUCUAGUCACUAUACAAAAUAUUGUACACUGUAUAAUCUUGUAUAAUCUUGAAUGUGUGAUAUUUCCAACUUGUCUAUUCAAACCUGAUGUGCACAAAUAUAUUUAGAUGAGGAAAACCCCUCCUUGAUAGGGAUGGGCAUAUGACAUUAUUGCACUAUGAAUAAUCAUGAAUUUUUUUCCAGAUAGUCAAUUCCCCUCACCCCAAAAAGUUGCUCUUGAAUCUCUGGACCAAUCAGAAUUAAGCAAAUUCAGGUACCACAACAGCUGGCAGUGGUCCGUUGUUUUUUGGCUAGAAGUCAGCAACAGUGAAAUACAGUGGGGCAAAAAAGUAUUUAGUCAGCCACCAAUUGUGCAAGUUCUCCCACUUAAAAAGAUGAGAGGCCUGUAAUUUACACUUCAACUAUGACAGACAAAAUAAGAAAAAAAUCCAGAAAAUCACAUUGUAGGAUUUUUAUGAAUUUAUUUGCAAAUUAUGGUGGAAAAUAAGUAUUUGGUCACCUACAAACAAGCAAGAUUUCUGGCUCUCACAGAUCUGUAACAACUUCUUUAAGAGGCUCCUCUGUCCUCCACUCGUUACCUGUAUUAAUGGCACCUGUUUGAACUUAUCAGUAUAAAAGACACCUGUCCACAACCUCAAACAGUCACACUCCAAACUCCACUAUGGCCAAGACCAAAGAGCUGUCAAAGGACACCAGAAACAAAAUUGUAGACCUGCACCAGGCUGGGAAGACUGAAUCUGCAAUAGGUAAGCAGCUUGGUUUGAAGAAAUCAACUGUGGGAGCAAUUAUUAGGAAAUGGAAGACAUACAAGACCACUGAUAAUCUCCCUCGAUCUGGGGCUCCACGCAAGAUCGCACCCCGUGGGGUCAAAAUGAUCACAAGAACGGUGAGCAAAAAUCCCAGAACCACACGGGGAGACCUAGUGAAUGACCUGCAGAGAGCUGGGACCAAAGUAACAAAGCCUACCAUCAGCAAGGGCAUUGAAGAUGAAACGGCAGGGGCGGCAGGGUAGCCUAGUGGUUAGAGCAUUGGACUAGUAACCGAAAGGUUGCAAGUUCAAAUCCCCGAGCUGACAAGGUACAAAAUCUGUCGUUCUGCCCUUGAACAGGCAGUUAACCCACUGUUCCUAGGCCGCCAUUGAAAAUAAGAAUUUGUUCUCAACUGACUUGCCUAGGUAAUUUUUUAAAAAUGAAAAAAAUGAAACGUGGCUGGGUCUUUCAGCAUGACAAUGAUCCCAAACACACCGCCCGGGCAACGAAGGAGUGGCUUCGUAAGAAGCAUUUCAAGGUCCUGGAGUGGCCUAGCCAGUCUCCAGAUCUCAACCCCAUAGAAAAUCUUUGGAGGGAGUUGAAAGUCCUUGUUGCUCAGCAACAGCCCCAAAACAUCACUGCUCUAGAGGAGAUCUGCAUGGAGGAAUGGGCCAAAAUACCAGCAACAGUGUGUGAAGACUUACAGAAAACAUUUGACCUGUCAUUGCCAACAAAGGGUAUAUAACAAAGUAUUGAGAUACACUUUUGUUACUGACCAAAUACUUAUUUUCCACCAUAAUUUGCAAAUAAAUUCAUUAAAAAUCCUACAAUAUGAUUUUCUGGUUUUUAUUUUCUCAUUUUGUCUGCCAUAGUUGAAGUGUACCUAUGAUAAAUUACAGGGCUCAUCUUUUUAAGUGGGAGAACUUGCACAAUUGGUGGCUGACUAAAUACCUUUUUGCCCCACUGUAAGUGAUGUUCAACAUGAUAGAAUAGAUUGUUCAAAAAAAGGUUAUGGUGAGUGUUUUGCAUUGAUCUGUGUCAGGCCUUGUGGAACUUCAAGGAGGUGCAUACCUGUUAUCACUAUUUGAAGUGGGGAAAAUAGCAUAGGCUACCGAUGUCAUGGCUGACUGGAAGGCAAAAUGCGCUAUGAAAAUAAAAUGCUUUUUCAUGUCAAAAGCAACAUGAGAAAAUGAGCUUAAAUGAAACGAUUACUUUGUGCAUCAACUGUUGGCUACGUUUACAGUGCACAACAAACUAUAAGCUACAAUAUGUUUGAAGCAGCAGUAGCUCACACUGUCAAACUGCAUUCAGAAGUUUAGUUAUAUUAAAUUUAAAAAAUCAAAUGUCAUGGUGUAACAAUGUCACAUGGAUAAUUGCAUUUAGACAAAGCUUUUUAAUGUCAUUAUUUUCCCCCUCUUCAAAAAUGUACACACAUAGUAUUCUAACUUCCGUUCUGAUAUUCAAUUAACCAUGUCCAUCCCUACUCCUUGAUAUCGCCAUUGUUUCUUGAUAAUCUAGAGCAUGUUUCAUAUCUGUUGUAUUCAGUUGUAAUAUUUAUGCUGCUUUAAAGAUUUAAAGAACUCCAAUGUCUUAUUUUUCGUUUUGUUUUUGCAGUGACAUUCUAACCUUUUGCACAAACGAUGCUAUGUUUAUAUCUUAUGUUAUUCAAAAAAGGAAAUGCAUUGAUAACGGCUUAGGGAAAUUCCACGUUAAGAGUGAUGCCGAGACUAAGGUUUUCCACUUUAAAAUGUAUGCCAAACAAAAAUGACUGCAAAGUUCAACCGUACAUACACAAGGACUACUUUAAACAAUUUCCAGACAAGUGAACAAAAACGUCUAUCAAACUUUGCAUCUGCACUGUUCAAGUAAAUGUGUGUUUAUAAAAUUCCUAGUGAAUUGUUAGAUAUUUAGGGAUUUAGGCAGUGAGGCCCGUUAUAUACUUCCCCAAAGUUAAAUGAACUUGUGGAUACCAUUUAUGUAUCUGUGUCUACCUAUUGUUCACCUAAUACCUUUUUUGCACUAUUGGUUAGAGCCUAUAAGUCAGCAUUUCACUCUAAGGUCUACACCUCUUGUAUUCGGCACACGUGACAAAUAAACUUUGAUUUGAGGUAGUUUCACAAGCCAAUGCUAACUUGGCGUUAGCACAAUGGAAGCAAUGGUUAGCAACUUCCUUUAAACCACACGCAGAGACACCAAUGGUAUCCAAGAGUUCAUCCGACUCAGGGGAAGUAUGACAGGCCUCAUUGCCCAAAUCCCAAAGUAUCUAACAAUUCCCACAGUUGUAUGGGUUGUUUAACUUUUCAAUCAUUGGUUUACGUUUGGCAUGCACUUUUAAAGUGAAAAAUCUUAGUCUCACCACUAACUGUGGAAUUUGCCAUUACAAAUAUACAUGUUCACUUCAUUACAAAAGCAGUCUUAAAUGUUCUUACUGUAUGGAAUUUGUGUAACUGUAUUUUUGGGAUACAUAUUUGAAGUAUGAACAAAUAUAAUAAAGUUUGAUUUUAUGCAUGUUGAAAA